Molecule: messenger RNA, 143 nt
Organism: Acaulospora morrowiae
Lineage: Eukaryota; Fungi; Glomeromycota; Glomeromycetes; Diversisporales; Acaulosporaceae
Source: the annotation of a GenBank genome assembly
CACAAAAUAAUAAUUCUAAUCACGAAGUAGCUGUCUCCGGCAAUAUGUCCUCAUCACAAAACGAAAGUGAUGUUAGUAUGCAUGAUGUAGUAGGUAAUCAAUCACUCUCUCAUAUGGAAUUAAUUAACGAAGAAUAUAGAUAG